ACGUUUGUGCUUUUUCUUGCAUCCUGUUUUCGCACGGGUACGGGCAACUCAAGCCGAGAACGGCAGCUUUAUUUCAUGGAUCCCGGUGCGGUACCUGCGGACUGCGCACAAGCGUGCUAGCUGCCUGCACUGAGCUGCAGCGCUCUUGCGUCUUAGCGUUAUGGAGUGAGUUUCGCGACUUGUUCAUGUCUUGCUGCAUUCAUCUUCAGCUGCUUCUGUCUCUUUCUAGGUGUAAACGGCCUCGGCUUUUCUUAAUCUCUUCCUGGAAAUCUUUGCCACGAAGCGAGACCGGCUCGCUCUUUCGGGGUCCUGGGCAGCGGACUAGGUCCACGAUUUCAGCCUUCGCGUUUUGGUUGAAUUCUGGGCUUUCUCUGCAGCAGCUCUUUGCUUUUGCUUCGGAUGCGGUUCCCGGUUUUCCGGGUGCGAUAGUUUUUUUGACUUUCUCCUAAAACACAAUUCUUCCGAGGUUCUCGCGCGACGUGCGCGUGCAAGGACUCAAAAGACGUCACCGCAAAUUCACAUGAAGAAGACCUCUCAGAUUCUUUGUGCUUUAGCAAGAAAGACUCCGCGAGGCUCUUCGCGCUUCGGUUUGUGUUUUUUUCCAGAAACCUGGCGCAGGUUUCGCAAAAUUAUAUGUCCAAAGGCGACCGUAAAACGCAUUUCUUGCGUGUUGGUCUGCGUCUCGCUCACGUUGUCCCUCCCGCUUUUCUGAUUUUUACAACUCGAGCUUCCCUUCUCUCCUCUGGGCUUCCUUCUUCGUUCGGCUCGCUGGAGACAUUCUCUCAAAAGAUUUGUAUUUUCUUUGUCCGAGCAAAACGGCUGUUCGCCGUCAGCGAGCUACUUUGGAUUCCCCGUCUUCGAUAGGCUGCUGUGCCCUGGUCUUGAAGACCGAAGUUCUAGAGACAUUCCUACAAUUUUUUUUUCGUCUCUGACUUCUGUCAGAAGAGUGUUUUUUGUCUUCUCUCUUGGUCCUUUUGUUUUACUCGGCCGUCUAAAAUGGGAGCUGUCAGCUCGUGCUGUGCCGUGGAGGAGAGCGAGGAGCGCCAGGUGAUGCAGCAGGAAAACGCUGGCAAGACCAAGGGAGAAAAGUCCCGGUACGAGAGAAAAAAGGGAGACAAGUCCGGAAAAAGAUCGCCUUCGCAUCGGGCUUCCCAUGCAGCUUCAGCUCCACAAGUGACUGCUGCGGAUAUCGAAGACCUGCACCGACGUCUGCUGGCGGGCAUGGCAGUGUUGGUUCUUCUGCAAGAUGGUACACGCUUGCAGUGCAUUCUUCACUACAACGAGGCGGAUAGCUCGCUGUCUAUUUCCUGCGAAGACAAGGUCCGCGUUAUUCCGCUCUCGGACAUCAAGGCCCUCUUGCACACACGCGACCAGCUGCAGCGAGUUGAGACGAAGGCGAACUUGGUGGACGACGAGAGCUGCGUCGCGCUCCACUUGUUGGAAUCUGGAAACUGCAUUCCUCUUCGUUUCGAUGGGGUCAAGGACAAGACCUGCUUCGUCGACCUUUUGAAGAAGCUGAAGGCAUAGACGUUCUUGUCUCGCUUCGUCUGUAUCUGUGCCGACCCGGCGGAUGUGCGUUUGCUCUUCUUGCGGCGACUCUUUUUCGUAGACGCGUCUCUCCGACUUGGCUUCGUUCUGUCUCUUGAAAAAACCAUGAAUUGCUUUUGUGCGUG
Toxoplasma gondii ME49 is the source of this 1673-nucleotide messenger RNA. It is a transcript of the gene ISP1, whose product is annotated as IMC sub-compartment protein ISP1. The transcript is spliced from 3 exons. The record is from RefSeq and is a predicted model, not a curated record. Bases 997 to 1527 code for a protein of 176 amino acids. Lineage: Eukaryota; Apicomplexa; Conoidasida; Eucoccidiorida; Sarcocystidae.